This is a messenger RNA of Octopus sinensis (East Asian common octopus), 5201 nucleotides long. RefSeq names its product serine-rich adhesin for platelets. Gene Ontology annotation, molecular function: actin binding; protein tyrosine/serine/threonine phosphatase activity. Bases 642 to 5102 code for a protein of 1486 amino acids. The record is from RefSeq and is a predicted model, not a curated record. Gene Ontology annotation, biological process: protein dephosphorylation; negative regulation of actin filament polymerization; actin cytoskeleton organization. NCBI's taxonomy places the organism in Eukaryota, Metazoa, Mollusca, Cephalopoda, Octopoda, Octopodidae. Gene Ontology annotation, cellular component: cytoplasm. The transcript is spliced from 18 exons.
ACAUAUGUACAUAUAUAUAUAUAUCUAAAAGAAGGUAACACAGAAUAGAAAGACCAACGUGAAUAUAUAUAUAUACCUUCGAGAUACACACACAUAUAUAUACAUAUAUAUAUAUAUAUAUACAUAUGUACAUAUAUAUAUAUAUCUAAAAGAAGGUAACCACAGAAUAGAAAGACCAACGUGAAUAUAUAUAUAAAUUCAUUAAAAAAAUAUAUAUAUGCUGACAGAGAAUGCUGCCAACGGGCAUCAAAUUGUCUCCUUUUCUACACCAGAUAGAUGAAAUGUUUCCUUGGACCUAAGAAGCCUUCGACAAUCCGUGGAAGGAGUACAGUGGAUAAAGAAAUACUUUGGAAAAUUCUAAACCAUUUCACAAAAAAAAGGACGAGGAAUUUAGUCGGCAGGAAAAGAAAUAUCCUUGGAAUUUAUAUUAUUAUUAUUAUUAUACACACCACACCACACAAAACACAUAUUUCUAUAUUUUAUAUAUAUAUACACACACACACACACAUAUAUAUACAUAUAUAUAUAUAUUUGUUAUAACAACAUCUAUUGGUAAUAAUUAAUUACACUCGACUGUAAUUGAGUUAUCGGUCUAUCCUUAGAACCGAAAGUGUCUUGGAGAUCAUCUCUGGCCAUCUGUGAUGGCUUUGGUGACCAUUCAACGUUCUCCGAGCCCCAGUAACAGCCCGGAAUCGGAAGAUGAUAUAGAUGCCAAUUCAAGCAGACAAAGAAGAUCAAAAUCACUGAAAAAAAUCCGAAAAAUUCUGAAUUCUAUACGAUUCUUAUCAAAAUGCCGCCCACGUUUUAGUGAAAAUUAUUUCACAGUCAAAGGUGCAGCCCUCAUAUUACCUCAGAGUGAAUGUUCCCAAAGAUCACCCCAAAGCAAUGGGGGGGACAUUCAACAACAUCUUCAACAGAUGAUUUAUCUCUUACGGCCAGAAGAUACUAUCAAAGUGGCUGUCAAAUUGGAAAGUGCCUACGAGAUCCCUUUAGCAUCUCGCUACAUGGUCGUCGUGUGCUGCAUCGGAAAACUUGAUACAGAAGAGUCAAUCAUGCUGGGCAUAGACAUGAAGGAUAAGGAAGCUAGCAUUGGUCUUGUCCUUCCAAUAUGGGCAAACAGCAAAAUUACACUGGAUGGUGAUGGAGGUUUUGGUGUCAAUUCUGAAGGCGCAGAUUAUCUCUUCAAGCCAGUUUCAGUACAAGCCAUGUGGUCAGCUCUGCAAAGUUUACACAAAGUUAUCAACACAGCCAAUGUUCACAACUAUAUCCCCAAAGGCCUCACCCACACAUGGGUUGGAUAUUACAAGGCUAGAAUUACGUCUGAUCUCUCAUGUAUAAAGGAAUGGAACAAAAUGGAUGACAUUGAAUCCUUUGCAGCUGACUCACCUUAUUCAACAGAGAAGCCGGAACUUGACCCAGAGGGCAUGAAGACCAAAAUCAGUGUCAAGUUGAAAGAAAUAAUGAUGUCAAAGGAUCUAGAAGAGACAACCUGUAAAGAGCUCCGUAAUAUGCUGGAGGAGUCAUUCAAUAGAUCAUUGAAAGAGUACAAAAGUUUUAUCGAUGCAGAAACAAUCCGCAUACUCCGUCAGAUGGAUGCACCAACAGAAAUAUUCCCAUUUCUUUAUCUUGGCUCUGAGUGGAAUGCAUCCAACUAUGAGGAAUUAGAGGAAAAUGGUGUUACAAGUAUUCUCAACAUCUCUCGAGAAAUAGACAAUUUCUUCCCUGAGAAAUUUGAAUAUAUGAACGUGCGAGAGUUUGAUAACGAAUUCACAGACCUCAUGAAACACUGGAAGCGAACUCAUGAAUUCAUUAGGAAAACAAAGGAAGACAAUGGUAAAGUUCUUGUUCAUUGUAAGAUGGGCAUCAGCCGAUCUGCUUCAACUGUCAUUGCCUACAAAAUGAAAGAGGAUUGCUGUACAUUUAAGGAAGCCUUUGAUUUCGUGAAAGAAAAGAGAGGAGUUAUCAAACCAAACAAAGCUUUUAUAGCUCAGCUGAAGGAAUAUCAUGGAAUUCUCACUGCAAGUCAAAAGCGUCACAUGUUUAACACCAAGUCUAAAAGUGAAGAAGCUGACACUCGGAAUGGUGCUGCCAGCAGCCAUUAUGAUAAUGACUUUGACUUCAUGCAACGGAAUUUUGAUAAUACGGAUGAUAUGGGUCUUCCUUGUUUCUACAGAGACGACUACUUCUUGCCUAUACCACGACGAGAUUCUGAUGGUUUUACUUCUGACAGCGUUGAUGAUAGAAGUGACAUCAACGAGAGUGGAGUAGUACGCGUGAGGGCAAACACUUACGAUUAUGCAAAUCUUCAGAUCCCUAAGUUUAAAGCAGACAACAGCUGGAUAAGUUCACAGCCUUUUUCCAUUGGGGAGUCCUCUACAGACCCUGUAGAUGAUAAAGAUCUGACAUUAGAGGAUGAUAUUAAGGGCUUAAAACAACCAGACAUUAGCAACACACCCACAGUUCUGAGUCAGACUCCGCCUUUAACUCGCACAAGUGUUAAUAUCAACAUUUCCGGGUCUCCCAACCUCGAUAGGACUUCCCUUUGUGAAAAUAAUAGCAAUUCAUCCAGUAUGAGAGGGUCUGCUAAAGGUUUGAAGAUGGUGGCCAGUGACGUUAAGGGUGCACCACCACAACAACAAAUAGCAAAAGCAGAUACUGCCGACCAAUCUUCAGAGGUCCCCGAGCCAUAUGUAAAAGAGGCCAUUCCCUGGCAUCCAGGGACUGUACGUCAGCAGUGGAGGAAUUUGGAAGAGCGUAUCAAAAGCAAUACUAAAACACCAAGUGAAACUGAGCCUGUUGAUGAAGACAUUCCAGUCGCCGCUGAGGCCGUCGACCCUUUGGCCCCUGUUGCUACGGUUUCCACUUCAGCAUCAUCAUCGCUUACAGCAAGUGAAGCUUGUCAGUCUUCGGAAAGCGAAUUUACUUCUUCACAGACAAUCUGGAUGUCAAAGUCUCCCCUCGUCCUCAAAUCUUCCCAUACAAUUUCAACGUUUCCUGUCAACAAGGAAAGUGAAGCAGUCACCAUGGGAAGAGAGAAUGAAUCCGACGUCAGGGCACUCCACAGAAUUGCCGAACGGCCCCAAAGUGUUUGCGACGAUGUCCUUGGGAAGGAACUGUUCAAUAGUUUGAGUAUCAAAGGAAGCCUAACUGCUGACAAAGAGGAAGGUUGCUCUCCUGCGGUGUACAAAAUGGAGGAUAUUGUCUAUCCUGUUGGCACUGUCCGUCGAACUACUCAGGAGCUGGAACAGAAACACAGAUCAAGCUGCCACGACUUAACCACUCUGGGAAUGCCUCCUAGUGAAACAAAGAUCCAACCGGUUCAGCGAUCGUCUAGUCUUGGCUCCGAACGGGACAGGCCGCGUCUCGAGAGGACGAAAUGGCGAGAGGCAUGCACCCCCAUUUUGUCACCAAGGAAUAUGGUCCCUACCUCGUCUGUUGAUUUUAAAGAACUGGACCUUGGGGUCCAGAUUGAAGGAGGCAGUGUGCGAAUGAAAACAAUAAACUUUGAGACUUUAGGCAAAGAAGAAGAUGAGUUGCCAUGCCAGGACAGGUUGCUGGUAGUUCCACAGAGAAUAGACCAAACUGCAGAUUCUCAUGUAAUUGGUGCACAACAAGGAGUUACUGUUACAAAUAGCAGUGUUCCAUGCAGUGCCCCAGCUGUGAGAACUGAAACCUUGAACUUGAUAGGAAAGGCUUCUUCAGUUGACGAUUCCACUUACAAUUCAGCCACCUCCUCAACUCCAUCUGUCUCUGUAGCCCAUUUGCAGUCCUUUUCUGGCAAUAAAACUAAAGUGGAAUCAGAGGAAGGCAAACCACCUUUAUCUAAGCAGCAUAAAGUAUCUCCAAAAAUUCUGAUGAACAGAGAAUCGCAAGAACUUCCAAAGAAAUCGCUAACAACUGCCGAAAGUGUCGAAACAGCAUUACCUCAUUCAACAAAGACCCCUUCACUUUUCACCGAAUCCUUAUAUAAAUUUAGCAAAGAAACUGACGAGCAUCAGCCCAAACCCUCUCAAAAUGAUGCGUCUACUCUUACGAGACAAGCUAGUUUUCCGUCCAGCAAUUUGGAUAGCACACCUCUCCCCCAAACUUUGUCUGUCAAAACGCUAGCGACCGAACCAGAGCAACAGCAAGCGAGUAGCAAUGUUGCAGCAUCUGCAAGAGAAGCUCAGCUGCCUGAAAACAUCUGUACUUCAACAUUAGAUAUUAAUUUAACCAUUCCGGAACGAACUGCUGAACUUGAAAAAAACCAGUUUUUAAAAACUAAAAGUUUGGACGAGUCCACUUUAUACGACGUCACAGCAGACGGCUCAGGUAAAGGGAAAAAGAUCGUUCGUCAUCUGAUUGGGAAGUUUGAUUCCAACUUAAUCAGUGAACCUGGUAGCACUGCUAUACAGCCUAAAUCAGAAACAGAUAAGGCCACAGUGGAGCCUAUUGAGCCAGUAACAACAACAACAGCAAUGGGUUCAGCUGGCAGAGGAGGAAGUCCGUUCCAAUCAUCUCAAUGUGAAAGUGAAUCCACUGUAAAAUGUAACUCUUCAACACAGCCUGUAGGUCUUCCGCUGCCUCAUAGUGCUACCGUUAGCACAAGGAACCAAUUGCUUACUUCUUCUACUUCAUCUUCUUCUGCUGCACCAACUGCCAUUUCAGAUCUAUCUGCAGCUUCUGGAAAAAACUUGCCAAUUGCCAAUGUGCUGAGUGGUGCUAAGCCUGUUGACGCCAGCACCAGCAGCAUCUGUGGCAGUCAACCGCAUCUGGGGGUUCCUUCAUCUUCAUCAACACACAUCGCUCCCUCUACAUCACCACUGCAAACAAACAUCACAACCACCACCACCACCACCACAGCAGCAGCAGCGGCAGCAACAACAACAGCAAUAUCAUCACCUACAUCCACUGUAACUUCCUCUCCCUCCGUCUCUUGUACAUUUUCUUUGUCCUCCACCUCCUCUUCUUCCACUUCUGCUGGAUUGAGAGUCCCCACGUUGAGUCAGAGUGCCUUACAGGAAGGUCGUAAAGUCCGUAAGCUGCAAGGCAAGACACAUCCAUUAUCUAAACUUGAAAGUCGUCAAUAUUCCCAAAAUCCAUCAUUUUACAGCACCAUGUAAAAUGCGUCUGAUGUAAAAGAGUUUUUGUAUGAGGCUUUUGUCAAUAAAUAAAUGUUGCUGUACAUUAUUGUCAGGGAUGUCGGGCAGUUUUUAAAAGAA